Messenger RNA from Penicillium chermesinum, 999 nucleotides. Its product is annotated as DNA/RNA non-specific endonuclease. The coding region runs from base 1 to 999 and encodes 332 amino acids. Gene Ontology annotation, molecular function: nucleic acid binding; RNA endonuclease activity; metal ion binding. The record is from RefSeq and is a predicted model, not a curated record. Lineage: Eukaryota; Fungi; Ascomycota; Eurotiomycetes; Eurotiales; Aspergillaceae. Gene Ontology annotation, biological process: apoptotic DNA fragmentation. Gene Ontology annotation, cellular component: mitochondrial inner membrane; nucleus. The transcript has a single exon.
AUGUCCAAAGCGACGUUGGCCGUGAUCGCGGCCGCCAGUGCUGCCACCGGUGCUGGUGUCACUGCCAUCCUCUAUUCCUCCAAGCCGAAGGCCCAGCAGCAGCAAUCGCAGCCACUGCCUCCUCCGACUCCAACUACAACUGCCGUGAAAGUUCCCGUGACAGUUGCGCCUCCAACCCUCGCUGCGAAAGUCGCCGGCGGCCCUGUCGACCCUGCUGGUGUUCUCCAGUAUGGUUUCCCUGGCCCCGUCGCCGACGAGCUCAAUACACUACCGCUCCAUGGAGCUUUCGACCGCCGCACCCGCAAUCCCUCCUGGGUCGCUGAGCACAUCACCGCCGAAUCCCUAGCGCUUAACGAAGCAGACCGCAAGCAUAGUGCUUUCGCUGAGGAUUUGACAAUCCCGCCCAUGUUCCGUGCUAAGCUAUCCGACUACUUCCGCUCUGGCUACGACCGCGGCCACCAGGUGCCAGCCGCCGACGCCAAAUGGUCCCAAGAGGCUAUGGACGACACCUUCGCCCUUAGCAACAUGUGCCCCCAGGUUGGUGAAGGUUUCAACCGUGACUACUGGGCUCACUUCGAGGACUUCUGCCGUAACCUCGCCAAGUCCCGCCGUUAUCCCUCCGUCCGCAUCGUGACCGGUCCUCUCUAUCUCCCGCACCGCGACCCGGACGGGAAAUGGCGCGUCAGCUACGAAGUUAUCGGCAAUCCUCCCAAUGUCGCUGUGCCCACUCAUUUCUAUAAGGUUAUAUACGCCGAGGACGGCUCCAACUCUCCAUACAGUAAGGUUGCGGUUGGUGCGUUUGUCUUGCCCAAUGCUCGCAUCUCCAACGAAAAGAGCUUGUCAGACUUUGAGGUACCUCUCGAGGCUGUCGAACGUGCUUCAGGCCUGGAGUUUGCUGCUAAGCUCGAUCCUGGCCGUCGCCGCCGACUUUGCCAGGAGGUUCGUUGUGAGAUUACCGUUCGGGAGUUUAACAACGCCAAGAAGAAGAUCUCGGGAUAA